GGCACUUACUGCAUUCGAUUCGCAGUCAACCUAGCAGACGGAUCAUCGUCGCCCACGCAGUCAAAUGUCAGUGUUCUCUAGUCUGUUAAAAGUGUAAACAGUGUUAUAAAUAUGACUUCAGCCACUACAAAUCGUGCAAGUGAUAUGUGGAACAAUAGUGCCCCUGUUAAUAGUCAAACUGCGAGACAAAUGCCUUACGGUUAUCAGUAUCCAGUGAAUCCAAACUUUUAUAACUACCACAGCAACUUUUAUCCACAAAACAGUGAUUAUUCAAGUGAAUAUUACAAUAACAGAUCUCUAGGAUCCAGUGCUAGUAAUAAAAUUGUGAAAACUGAACCUGGGAAUUGGCCAAACUAUCCUUGCUACUCAGACGGUGAGCAAAAAAAUAUGGAUAUGGUAAAUAAAUGGCGAGAAAUGCAUGCUUACACUCAACAACAUUACGAUAAUUAUAGCUAUGAACAAGGUAUUCAAACAAUAACAAACGGAUCCGGGUCAGAUGUCAAAGGAGAGGAUGUGAGAUCUAUUAAUUCACCUAGCCAAUGUAGCAUACCAGAUACAAACUAUGGAUCCCCUCAAAGUGCUUCAAGUGCUGUCAAAUCUCCGGAGGAAGAUGACUCUCCUAAUUUAAGAGCUCUCUUAACUAAAGCAAAUAUGAAAAGACUGCAAUAUGAUAAAUCCUACACACAAGAAGUGAUGCAACGCAUGACGUAUCGUGCUAAUGAAACGGAAGAUUGGAUAAAAACUAAUGGCACUGCGGUUGAGACUGAAAGCAAUUUAUUGCAAUUUCAUGGCGAAUAUGAAAGCGGCUUGGAUGGACACACGAAAACUAAGGAUCAGCACAGUAUGGGUGGGGCGCCGAAUGCAAGCGAAGGCGCUAAGUCAUCGGAUGCAUCUGAGAACUGUCAGGCAAUGACGAGGGUCGAUGCAGUCGGGGACAAUGAGGAUUAUGCCGACAACAAAAUGGCCGCUGUACCAGAAGUACAAGGAUUUUAUCCGUGGAUGAAAAACGUUGGUGGUGAAGACAAAAAGGAAGGAUCAAAAAGAACUCGACAAACGUACACGAGAUAUCAGACACUUGAAUUAGAAAAGGAGUUCCAUUUCAACAAGUAUCUAUCAAGACGGCGUAGAAUAGAGGUAUCUCAUGCACUUGGACUAACUGAGAGGCAAAUCAAAAUAUGGUUUCAAAAUCGAAGAAUGAAAGCAAAAAAGGAUGGGAAACUUUCAACAUCCCCUGACCCAUAUGGAACUGAAGAUUUAACAGCAACCAAAGUAUCUAACAUUCCUGAUUUUAUAGAUUUCAAGCAACAAAUGCCUAAGCCUGGAUUUGCAGAGUAUCCAAGCCCUAAUUAUCAUCUGCAUAACGGUCCUUUAGCAAAUAUGGCUCAUUUGACAGGAAAUUUAAACCAAAAUUGCGUAAUGCCUUCAUAUGGUGGUAUGAUGCCAAAAAUGUGACCACACAAAUGUACUUAACCAGCUGGUCAAUUGUCGUACCUUCUCCUAAUAUGUUAGGAGUCAGUUCGACAAUACCCAAUCCCUGAAAUUAGUCUAAAAACUGAGUGAGGUCUCUUUGACUACUUUGAGGGAAACGGGAUAUUGGGCGUACUAAAGAUAGUUGACUAUGACAGACGUACAGACAGAGACGCGAGUGAUCCUGUUCCGUUUUUAUUCUCGGACGUUCGGAACCAAGAAAGAUAAUUAUGGCAAAUAUUCUUAGCAACUAUUUAACUAAAGAUGUAUAGGUAACCAUAAUAACCUGUACUUACCUAUACAUCUUGUAUAGUUUUAGUUGUUGACCUGUAACUUGUAAAUAUCUAAACUUUACAGUUUGUUAUUAUUUUAUAGAAUAUCUAAUACAUAUUUAGAACAAGCUCACAAUCAAAGGUAAUAUUUACAUGUAAAAUAAUGGCUUACAUAUCUAUCUUAAAAAAAGAGUAAAUAUUUAUCUCAUACUUUAAACAUUGAUUUUAUUGUAAUGUGUAAUAGUAUUGUACUGUAGUUUUAAUAGAUAAGUAGAAUAAAAGUAAAUUGUUAACAUACUUCAAAUUGAUCAUAACAAUAUAUAGAUUACUAGAAAACAUGUAGAUAAUGCUUUAAUACUAGUAAGUAUAGUAAAGUAAAUUAUGUAAAUAAUAGUGUAUAGACAUACACUUCCAGUUCCUAUAGUUUAUAGUUAGACAAUAAUAUUAUUAGACAGAGAACUUUUAUAAUUUGUCUUAUAGCCUGUUUAGUCUGGCAACUUUUCUUUAUUCUCCUAACGUAUGUGUUCUUUAAAUACAUUUCGCAGUGUAGACGCCGCGACAAGCAUUGUGCGUUGCGAUUGUCGUGAUGUCUACGUUGUGUUUGCAAUAUUAUGCAUGUGAACGGAUGUAUAAUAAACUAGUGUGAAGGUGAUUUUAUAAUAAACCUAAUUACUACAUGCUAUGAUUUUAUAAUAUUAUCAACUAUGUUUGAUUUCUUGAUUAUUAUGGUUGAUUAUUUAUUUUUGUACUUCUCUAGUCAAUUAUAAAGGCGCUAAUAAAUGAGAGGGAGAUUUGGAUUAA
Messenger RNA from Bicyclus anynana (squinting bush brown), 2540 nucleotides. RefSeq names its product homeobox protein Hox-B5a. Gene Ontology annotation, biological process: anterior/posterior pattern specification; negative regulation of transcription by RNA polymerase II. Gene Ontology annotation, cellular component: nucleus. The transcript has 2 exons. Gene Ontology annotation, molecular function: DNA-binding transcription factor activity, RNA polymerase II-specific; RNA polymerase II cis-regulatory region sequence-specific DNA binding. NCBI's taxonomy places the organism in Eukaryota, Metazoa, Arthropoda, Insecta, Lepidoptera, Nymphalidae. The coding region runs from base 112 to 1452 and encodes 446 amino acids. The record is from RefSeq and is a predicted model, not a curated record.